Salvia hispanica is the source of this 3881-nucleotide messenger RNA. RefSeq names its product TIC-like protein (gene TKL). The record is from RefSeq and is a predicted model, not a curated record. Gene Ontology annotation, biological process: regulation of circadian rhythm. NCBI's taxonomy places the organism in Eukaryota, Viridiplantae, Streptophyta, Magnoliopsida, Lamiales, Lamiaceae. Gene Ontology annotation, cellular component: nucleus.
AGAGCAGAGAAGAGAGAGAGGGGGCGCACAAAAAGUGAAGCAGAGAGGGAGAGAUUUUCAACGAAUUCAGUUUCAAUUUGUGUAAAUAUCGGAGUGUUUUUUGCAGUUUUCAUCAAUUUCAUUUCUUCUGAUUCCUUUCAUUCCGCCGGCGACAAUGGUGGAAAUCCGGUGAAUUUUGAGAUUCACGGGAGGACGAUUGCAGUGAUGGAGAGGAACAGAGAUUCACGAAGAGCGACUGUCUCCGCCGCUAAUUGUUUGCCGAGAAGGCGGCAAAGGAUUACUACUCUCAGAGAUUCAAUCGACGAGGAUAGACAGAUGGAACUGCAGGAGACCGUGAGGUUAGGAGAUCGAGAGCAGGUAUCGAAGAAGGACCGUGAACGCGAGUUUCCGAAGCGGAGGAGAAUCGAUAGGUCUGCGGCGCAGCAGAGAAGUGAUGGCGGUGAGAGUUGCAGAGAGAACGAGAGUACGGACUCGAGUGACGAAGAGUACUUUGAAGAGGAAGAGGAGACGAGGAUUCAUCAGCAUAAUCGGGUAAAUCAAAUCUCGCCGACGUCUUCUUCUCUGUCAAAUAAUCGCCGGGGCCUCCGUAAGCUCCGGUCGUCGCCUGUCCUGAAAUCCGCCGCCGAUGAAAUGUUCGGUGUUCCUGUACCUCGAAGAGCUCGCUCUUCUUCGGCGAAGAGGUUGCAAGAGUACUGCAGUCCAGCGAGCGGCGGCUUCGGUGAGGACUUGAGCCUACGGAGAAUUUCACCGUUGCGAACGGCGGUGAGUCUGAUUGGUUCUGGUGAAUCGAUGAAGAAGAAGAUGAAAUCUUCAGAGCGAAAAAUGCCGAUUUCAAAUCCCAAGCAGUCGGCGAUUGAAGAUGACAUUGAGAUCGAGGUUGCUGAAGCUCUGUUCGAUCUGAUGAAACAAUCUCAGUCGCAAUCCCAAUCCCAACUCCAAUCUUCGCAAAUACAAAAUGUUGACAGAGAUAGAUUAAUCCCAUCCAGCGACGAGUUAAAGAUGUCUAAAGCUGAUUGUGGCAAGGAUGAGAAUAACGCCUUUUCAGUUCAAAACGAGCCAUCAAAAAAAGUGAAUGCGGGAAGAGAUAUGGGCGACUCGAUGAAAGAGCUAAAGAGAGAUGGAAGAAUUGAGAAAGAGAGAUUUACGGAUGACAAAGCAGUGAGUGUAGAUGGGUUUGUGAAUAAAGUUAAAGUGGGGUCUCCAAAAGAAAGCGAAUCGCCAUCAUGUGUUAAAGUAAAUGGUUGUGAUAUUCAGGAUCCGACAGUGACAAAAGCGCAUUAUGACGCAAUUAUUGUUGAGGCUAAGAAGGAAACUAAGCUGGAGAUUGAUUUGAUGUCAUCUCCCUUGCUCUCUUCGCCGGAGGGAGAGGGAUUGGUGGAUAUGGGGACUCAUCGUGGCGUUAUGGCUCACGCUGUUCAAAAGAAGAGUGAGGUUGCUGCUAAGGAUCAACAAUUAAAUCUUGAUGUCGAGAAGCAUUGCAAUCAGCAGCCAGGUCGGAAGGAGGACAACAGUCAAUCACCAACUUCCUUGUUGCAUUUCCCUAUUGGUAUGAAUAGCUGGCCUGGUGUUCUUCCUCAUCCAGGAUUUAUGCCGCCUCUGCAAGCUAUGCCUGUAAAUGGAAUCGCAAAAUCAUCAAUGAUAAUGCAGCCCCCUCAAUUUAAAUUCUCCCAGCCUCGACCAAAGAGAUGCGCCGCACAUCAAUACCUUGCGCAAAGCAUCCAUUGCCACCAGCAGCUCAUCAAGGAGUCUCUGUCAACUGGUCCCGCUGUUUUGUGUGGAAGCAAGUCACCGACCCUAAAAAAUACAGCACCAGCACAAAAUUUCUUCCCUGGAAACCCGUUUCUCCGAGAGUUUCAAGGAGGGAAGAAUUUGGCAAUUGAGUCUGUUGGAAGUGGAAAAGAUAAGAGCUCUGAUGCUGCCGUGGCUUUAAAUGCCACAAGCACUAAGUCCUUGCUUCAACAAGCUUCACAACCAGCCUCAGCUUCUAGUUUCUUGCAUGGCCACGGUUUUUGGUUGCCAUUUGGGCACCAUCAAGCAACAAUGAUGGCACCUGUCAAUUCUUCUGGAUCUCCCCAAUCUGCAACCUCAGCUGCAAAUGCUACUUUGCAGUCUACUUCAGCUGGGCGUCUUCCGAUCAACUUUCCUUCACCUAAUGCAUCAACUGGUUUGAGCUUGAACCAUCCAAUGUUGCCUUCAAAUGAAUCUUCCCCAUACAUGGCCAUACUAAAGAACAUUCCAAUGCCAUCCUUUAAAGGAGGAUCACCCUCGAUGCCCUUCUUUAACUCCUCUUUAUAUCCUUCCCUAACAUUUAAUCAGCAGCAGUUCACCACUUCUCAUGCUUCAGCCCAGUCAGCUUCUCCGAAUACGAACUUGUCUUCACACAAGCAACCACAGUCCAGUGCUAAAACCAGUGAGAAUAAAUUCCUUACUUCAGUAUCUGCAAGUCUGCAGUCAGAGAAAUCGGUCCAGCCUUCCUAUUCGUCCAGCAAGUCUAAUGCGGAGGUUAAUUGGAAAAAUGGUGCAUCGCUUGCUCCUGGAUUUAUAUCUCACUCUGCAAAACCUAGUAAUUCUCCACAACAAAUGAACUAUGCAAUGUAUUCACCUACAUCGGUAGGUAGUGGUGCUGCUGGCAAUAAGCAGAUUGAUCCUCCUCAACAGGGUUCCAAGGGUAGAGUCGAGCUUCCUCAGGCGUAUGCUUUCUCUUUCGGUUCAUAUUCUUCUGCGACCCCAGUGCUGAACUUCUCAUCCAUGGCGCAGAGCUCUGGUAUGUUCCAUAUGCAUCCUGACACGUCUCUGAAUGGUAAUCAGAUACACCAGAAGAAUUUCCAGAAUUCCAAAGUGAAGUCCUUAGGCAAUGGUGGUCAGUCUUUUAGCUCAGAGAUAUCAGCCCUCUCCACCAUGGAACCUCCAAAGUUUGAUGCUCGAACUGUUAAUUUUCUUCCAUCCUCCUUCAACGGAAGCCAACCAUUUCAGACGUCUUCUGGUGUUUCUGUCCCGAAUUUUCAGCAGCAUCAGCUGAUUCAACUUCAGGAUCACCAAAUGCAUCAAGUUAAGUCUUCAACUCCUCAUAACAUUCAUGGAUCUUUCCUUACUGGCAUACUUCCGAGUAGCAGCAGCAGCAGCCCUAUGUUCGACUCUCCAUCGUUCCCCAAAUGGGAAAAUUUCCCUAGAAGCGUAGCUCCUGAGUCUGCCACCUCGAACAUUCCUCAGCUGAAAUCUUCUCAAGGCCAAACUCAUAGUAUAAAUUUCGGUAAUGGUCCAAUUCAAGGACAUCAGUUUGUGAUGAAGAGCGAGUCAAGAAAUGCCACUUCUAUUGCCUCAACGACUCCAUCACUACCCUCCCAAGAGGUGGACGGUCAGAAGUCAUCGUCCCCUGCUUGCAGACGGAACGUGCCAUCGAUUCUAAGCGCAUGUCCCAGCCAACUGCCGGAGCUCAAGUACUGAUAGUUUCUUGCAUCCAUGAAAGAGCAGACUUCAUUCACUGCUUCCGCGAUACAUUAAAGCCACUGCAGUUAAUGUGCCGAGGCAAUUCAAAUUUGAAAUUUGGCUGGCGGAAGAAGAUGGAAAGCUGGAAUAUGGUUUGGUUGAAAUUUUUGGAGGGUUGCAAUUUUGAUGGUGUUUAUUUAUCAGUUGGCUUCCCUUUUCAUUCCUCCCCACCAACCCUACUAAUCCGAAUGCGACACUCGUGUGUUGUAUGUAUACACUAAUCUGCUAGAUAUCAUCAAUGAUAUCCAUACAAAAAUUCCAUUCUUUCAAUAAUUUUCUUAUUUGUUUUUUUAUGGCAAGUGGUAUUCUAUAUAAUUAGUCAAAAGAAAGUUUAGGAGGAUGGGUUUUGGUACCUUUUUAUUCUUCAUGUAUAAAGUAAUGUUGACAUUUUAUGA